Molecule: messenger RNA, 1038 nt
Organism: Lottia gigantea (owl limpet)
Lineage: Eukaryota; Metazoa; Mollusca; Gastropoda; Lottiidae
Exons: 6
Coding region: 1-1038 (345 amino acids)
Molecular function (GO): N-acetylglucosamine-6-sulfatase activity; glycosaminoglycan binding
Source: RefSeq, a predicted model, not a curated record
AUGACAUAUUUUUCAGGUUCUAUGAAAGCCAUGCCUAAAACCCAGAAAAUAAUGGGAGAACAAGGUGCUACAUUCCGUCAUGCAUUCAGUACCACUCCCAUGUGUUGUCCUGCUAGAAGUUCCAUCCUGACAGGGCUAUAUACACACAAUCAUAACACAUAUACCAACAAUCAAAACUGUUCAGGACCACAGUGGCAACACGUACAUGAACCUAGAACCUUCGGUAAAUAUCUACAAGACGUAGGUUAUAAUACAGCUUAUUUUGGUAAAUAUUUAAAUGAAUAUAAUGGAACCUAUGUGCCACCAGGAUGGAGUGAGUGGGUGGGGUUGGUACGAAACUCCAAGUUUUAUAAUUAUUCGUUAAAUUUUAACGGUCAUAUCAGUCGUCAUUAUGAUAAUUAUUAUAAAGAUUAUUUAACAGACGUCAUAACCAAUGAUACAGUUACCUUUUUAAAACAGAGUCGUAAACUUCAUCCUUCUAAACCUAUAUUGAUGGUAUUGAGUGUCCCUGCCCCCCACGGGCCAGAAGAUGCAGCCCCCCAAUAUCAACAUAUGUUUGAAAAUAAUCGGGAUCACAGGACUCCUAGUUGGAAUUUCGCUCCCAAUCCAGAUAAACAGUGGUUAUUAAAUAAUACAGGUAGAAUGUUACCUAUACAUCAGAAAUUUACAGAUUUAUUACAGAGAAGACGACUUCAAACAUUACAGUCAGUAGAUGAUCUGGUUCAGAAGGUUCAUGAGGAGUUAAAAACACUAGGAGAGUUUGAUAAUACCUAUACUAUCUAUACCUCUGAUCAUGGUUAUCAUCUAGGACAGUUUGGGUUAGUGAAAGGCAAGGCCAUGCCCUAUGAAUUUGAUGUUAAUAUUCCACUGUUAGUUCGUGGUCCUAACAUUAAAAACAAGGUGGUAAUAUCUAACAUUGUAGCUAAUAUAGAUUUUGCUCCCACCAUUUUAGACAUGGCUAAUAUCCCUGUUCCUAAACAUAUGGAUGGACGUUCAUUUCUCCCUUUAUUAAAACAGGGUGUAACUAAAAACAGGUGA